UGUAAAUGUUACAGAAAAGAUAAAAAAAAUAAUGACGCGAAAAUUUGACAAAAUUUCAUAAAAUUUAGAAUAACCAUUUCUUUCAAAGUUUUAGAAAUGUUGCAUUAUCUCAAGGGCGUGUCUGAAUCAACAGAACUAUUAUAAUUCUAAAUGUUUAUCGGACUCUAUACAGAAGAAAUGGCCGAAGAUUUAUUCUUCCAAGCUGACAAACCGUAAAAAUGAGCAUAAAGGAAAUUUUAAACUUAUUCAUUUAUUUAACGUAUCACCCGAUAAUAAUCUAACCGUCCGUUACAAGUUAUUACGAAAUUCUCACUUGUUUCUUCAACUCUGCUUACAUUCCUCAUGCACAGUGGCUGAUAAAGCUAUUAUAUGGGUGACCUUACACUAUGUUUACAUAUUACUUAUACUUCCUACAUCGUUUCAGUUAUUCGUAUUCCUCGGUCGUGUUAAGAUUAAACUAUACAAUGACAGCGUGACAUGUUUCCAACGUAAAGAGCUGUUUUAGCGGUAAUAACAAAUAAAAUAUUUAAUAUUAAAAUUGCAACACUUCAAAAUGCAGAUACUUGAAAUCAAAUUUUGCACUUAAUUCCUUUAACUAUUUCUAAGUGGUAUAAUAUUUACUACUGUGAUAACAUGUAUACAAGCGGAAGAUCGGUCUACCGAAAAUAAAACAUACAGAGAUCUUGGUUAUCGUUUAUCAAAAGAUAUAGUGCCACGGCGCUAUAAUAUCAACAUAGUAUUUAAUUCUAAAGCGUUGGAUGAUUUACAUGGCGAUUGCGAAAUUGAUAUUGAAAUUUUUAAUGCAACAUCAAAUAUAAGAUUACACAGUCCCAAACCGAAUAUAAACCAGAUAAAAUUGAGGAAGAAUGGUAUGGUAUAUGAACCUAUAAAUAAAACCCACUCCAAGGAAGAGAAUGUUCUAGAUCUCUAUUUCAAGGACCGGUUAUCUCCUGGAAAUUACAACCUAUCCAUACCUUACGACAAAAUUAUAAGUCCUUAUAACACAGAGGAGGAAGGGUAUUUAAAAAUUUUAUUCGAGUCUAAUCAUCAUCACCGAACACAGGCUCACAAGGAUAGAUUGUUGGCAACAAAUAUUCAAUCUAUUGAAGCUCGACAAUGGUUUCCGUGUUGGGACGAGCCAGAAUUUAAAACAACAUUUCACUUUAGAUUCAAUCAUUACAAGAAAUAUAAGAUAUGGCCAAUCUUGCCAGAUGUACAUCAAAAACAAUGGAAAGACCGUUUUAAACAAGAUUGGUUCUGGACAUGUUUUAACAUUUCAACCCCAAUAUCUGCUUACCAAGUGAUGUUUAUACUAACUGAUUUAUUCCUUAUCACGGAUUAUAUAUCACGUCCUACAUCAAACAGAACUGAUAAGGCACAUCGAACUAUAGGCAGUAGACCUAUCAUGGAAAAUUUUAUGAACUUUUCAGAUGUUGUGAUUGAUAAGAUUUCAGAAUCUCAGUGGUACCGCACAAUUCCUGUAAAUGUUCUGAAUAUAAAUUACCUUGCAAUUCCGGCUAUGAAAGAGGAUGUUAUCGGAACAUGGAGGCUUCUUCUUUAUAAAGUAUCUCUUGUUACUUGUAAUGAAGAAAGAGACAGCAGUGCCCACAAACGGGAGGUAGCACGCACAAUAGUACGUGGAACAGUGAAUCUGCUAGAUAAUGCAAUCACACCAUCAUGGUGGUCUCACUUAUGGUUCAGUAAAGGACUUGCAGCCCUUCUUCAUGUGGAAAUUCUAAAUGAGAUUUUUCCGAAAUGGCGAAGUUCGGAUUUGUUCGUAGUUGAAGUUCAGCAAGACUGUCUUCACCUCGACACACAAUUUACUAUGAAGCCUCUUUUAUAUGAAGUCCAAACGUCAUCCGAAAUUAAAUCACUUUUCUCUUUUCCAAUUUAUGUCAAAGCACCUGUCAUAUUGCGCGUGAUAAAACAUAUUUUGGGCGACAAGUUUCAACAGAUCAUCAAGAAAUAUAGGAACACAUAACGUAAUUAAAAAUCCAGACGUAUCUCACUGUACCGUGAUGGAUAUAAUAGGGACCUGGCUAACAAGAAAUAAUUAUCCUAUUGUACAUA
Molecule: messenger RNA, 2070 nt
Organism: Ooceraea biroi (clonal raider ant)
Lineage: Eukaryota; Metazoa; Arthropoda; Insecta; Hymenoptera; Formicidae
Product: aminopeptidase M1-B-like
Biological process (GO): proteolysis; peptide catabolic process
Cellular component (GO): membrane; cytoplasm
Molecular function (GO): metalloaminopeptidase activity; peptide binding; zinc ion binding
Source: RefSeq, a predicted model, not a curated record